Molecule: messenger RNA, 7357 nt
Organism: Boleophthalmus pectinirostris (great blue-spotted mudskipper)
Lineage: Eukaryota; Metazoa; Chordata; Actinopteri; Gobiiformes; Gobiidae
Product: protein asteroid homolog 1-like
Exons: 8
Coding region: 839-3196 (785 amino acids)
Molecular function (GO): nuclease activity
Source: RefSeq, a predicted model, not a curated record
UAAAGGGGAGCUGCGGGCACUUUUCUAUCGGCAGAGGUGGUGGAGUAGCCAGAGAUUGUACUCAAGUAAGAAGAACACCUCUUCAGGACACAACAGUCAACUGUGUGUUUGUGCUGAAGAGUUGUGUGAAGGCUUGUUGAAAGCUUCAAGAGCCUAGUUCAGAAAAAACAAAAAAACAUUUGUUUUGCAGUUGUGCUUCAACAGACGUGGAGUUAAAUGUGCAUAGUCCAACAAUGGAUCACAGUAGAAUCGUAUGUUAUAGAGAUAAAUACCAAAGUUUUUUGUUCAAACAGCUCUGCUGAGGCUGUAGCUCAGUGGUAGAACUUCUGACUUGUAAUCAAAAGGUCUCCGGUUUGAUUCAAUGAGCCCUUGGCCUUGGCCCAUUUUUGUAUUUUUUUUCUUUCACAAAAGCGUAAAAAGACCAGAAAACAAGACCAGAUUCCACCUGCAAAACCUUUUUUGAUAUUGUUUUUCAGUUUGCUCUGCCAGCAUAGAAACUGGUGGGCUGUACUUUCUCAGAAAGGAUUUUAACAAAAGUUAAAGUCCAUCUGUGGCUCAGAAGAAAGUCCUGUCCAUUGUAGAUAAGCCCCAGUACACAGUGUGCACAGCAUCAGCAGCAGACAGGGAGCCUCCUGUCCUGCUCCACACAGAGGCUCCUCCACCUGCCGUAUGUGUGUACAGUGCAUCCCUGUACCUGACGAGUGCUAGAGACUGGCCUGCAAAUCUACAAUGAAGAAGAAACAUUUUCUAUUUUGCUGCUGUCGAGUUUUGAAUUUCCUUCACAGUCAACAGUGUUGAUCUGUCUGAUCUGUCUAUCAGUGGACUGUGAUAUGCUACUAUGUUGCUGGAGGAGGCGGCAGCACUGGCUCACAUGUGGCUCUGUCCCGUGCUCUCUGACGACACCGACUUCUUCAUCUUCCCCCUGAGCGGAGGAAUGCUGCCCACUACACACUUCAGGUGGCGUCAGGUGCUGCAGUGUGGUGCUAGGAGAUACAUUCCCUGUAAGAGGUACUUCUCCUCUUGGUUCUGUGAGGUGAACCAGAUGAGCCCUCAGCUCCUGCCCGUCUUUGCAGUUUUAGCAGGAAACGACUACCUGAAGAAGCCGGUGUGGACUGGAGACUUGAGCUCUCUGCUCCAGUGGAUCAGGAACCUGGCUGUGGUGGAUCCUCAGGAGGUGUUGAAGGCAGCUCUGGAGGUGAGGAGGAAGCUUCAGUCGGAGGAGAAGCUGAGGAGUCUCAUGGAAGUGUCCCGUCACUACGACCUCCCCCCCAGUCCUCUGAGUGCCUACUUCUGUGAGGGCACCACACCACCGCUGCCCCCGCAGAUGGUGGGCAAGGUCCCUGAUUGGAUGAGAGUCCCAGUGACUAACGCCCAGUUCAGCUCAGACUUCCUGGAUGUGGUGACCUCACAGCGAGUGGGUCUGAGCGUGGUGGUGGACCAUAAGGACAAACCCAGUGCUAACCUGGUCUCUCUGCCCCUGAGGAGGGUGAUGUACGGGCUGCUGCUGGGGAGGGACAGACCCCUGACUGUGGAGGAACGUGACAGAGAUGGACUGGACGUCCAAUACAACAAGGUCCAACCAGAGGAGGUCCCAUUCUGCAUCAAGUCUCUAGAGCAGAAAACAGAGGAGCAGCGGCGUCAGGUGCUACUGGACGCCCUGGGACUGGACCCACAGUUCCACACGUCACUGCCCUCUCACCUGUCUCACCUGACGCUCCCGAUGGCCGCCACCUGCUAUUGGCUAAAGAAGGCCACGCCCCCUCCGCACCUGUCACUGCUGAAGGCCCUGCUGAUUGGCUGGUGCAAAGGUGGUGACCUCAGAUCAAAAGCAGCCGAGGACCCAGAUUCGAGGCAGAGUUUGGACUUGGACUGGUGUCACUGGCUGAAUGAAUGGCAGUCAUGUUUCAGAGAGAGUUUUCUCCUGAAUCAGCUGCUCAGAGCGCCUCUCCCACAGCCGCCCAUUGCACAGUUGUACAGUGGAACGCUGCUUCAUGUUCUGCUUCACAAAAUGAAGACAGGGCGACUGGAGAACUUUGUCCCUCCUGACUCGUGCAGUGGAGAAGAUUACUGCGCUCUGCUCGCCAUCGCACAGACGCACGCAGAAAAGACAGACAAUGGACCUUCUGCGCCAGCACCUAUUGCUCCUGGACUCACUUCUCCUGAGGACUUAAAUAGACCUGCUUCAUCUGGACCUGCUUCUCCUGGGGGAUUCAGAAGUUUCAAUGGAUCCGCUUCUCCUGAGGGUUCAAAAAGAUCAGCUUCAUCUGGACCCGUUUCUCGUAGAUCGUCUGCUCCUGGACACCUCAGUGGUCUCACUUCUUUUGAGGACUUGAACAGACCCGCUUCAUUUGGACCUGCCUCUCGUGGGGGCCUCAGAGGUUUCAAAGGACCUACUUCUCCUGAGGACUUAAACAGACCUGCUUCAUCUAGACCUGCUUCUCCUAGACCUUGUGCUCUUAGACCUAUCGCUCUAGGACCUUCUGCUCCUAGACACCUCAAUGGACUCAUUUAUUCUGAGGACUUAAAUAGACCUGCUGCUCUUGGAUCUGCUUCUCCUGGACACUUUAAGGGAACCUCUGCUCCUGGAUGUUUGAAUGGAGGGUUAGGGUUAGGUCCUCAUAGACCCAGUGCUCCUGGAAUCUUCAGAGGUUUCAGUGGAGCCACCUUUCCUAGAAAUUUCAAAGGUCCUGCUUCUCCACGACACUUCAAUGGACAUUCUGCUCCUCGACAAUUCUGUGGACCCACUGUUUCACCUUUUUUCUACAAUGUUUCUGGAGUUUUCAGAACCUUCAAUGGACCCUCUCCUCGUGGACACCUGAAUGGACUCGAUGCUAUGGCAGGUGUUUCUGGAGAUUCCAGGGCAAUCAAUGAACCCUUUGCUACUGGACCCUCUGCUCCUCAAGGUUUCAGAAGCUUCUAUGGACCUGCUCCUCCUGCACACAUCAGUGGAGCCCCUGUUCCAACAACUUUCUGUCACAUUCGUAGAGGAUUCGGUGGACCGGCUGCUCCUGGAAGUUUCAGAGGAUUCAGUGGACCUUCUGCACAUGGAGGGUACAAUGGAGCUUCUUCUCCUGGAGACCAACCUCCAGUACCAUCUCAGCCACAAUGCGAACUCUCUGCAGGGUCACAGAAGAGGUCUCUGCCAUGGGAACAUUCUGAACUGCCAAAGAAGAAGAGGCUCACAGAAGUGGAAUGAAGGUCUUUUAUUUAUGCUUAGGCCUGUCACAGUUAGUGUUACGAUACUAAAAUUUCAAACUCGAUUUCAAUACUAAGGAAUAGACUCGAUUCUCAAUACAGAUUCUGAUACAACACUGCUAAUAAAACACACUCUGUAUUUAGACAAUAUACUGUGAUUUUCAACAUUAAAUGGUAAUACUUUCUUUUCUAUUCCCAUGUGACUUAUAUGUGUGUAAUCCUCAGUGGUCCACGUAGGUUCCAUAGUGUCCAUGGGCGUAUAGUCUCCAGCCACGUUUACAUGAUGUUUUUUAGUUCCGAAUUAACUAUUCUGAAUUAAAAUAUUCUCCUUCGAGUUUACAUGGAAAUAAUAAUUCCAAAUUGAGGUUUAUAUGGAAAAAACGUUAAAUUGUCUUUAUUAAAUUCCUCUCAGUGUCUGGGGGUGAGGAAGGUUCUGAUUGGACAGAGAUACCAACGUAUUGACGUCGACCGGAAGAAAACACACACUUCAGCUGCUACCGGCUUUUCUGUCAUCUCGGUUUGUCGUUACUCCACGGACACAAACAAGAUCCAAUCUUUUUUCUUAAUGGUUCCGAUGAUAAUUGUGCAGCAGCUGGAGAAUUCUCUCAUCACGCCUUACAUCUGUCAGCUGACACUGUUGGGCAAGUUACUUUGAAACUGUAAUGCGUUAUUUAUGAAUUAUUACUGUCAUUUCAGUAAUUCGUUACAUUAUAAUAUUACUGCAUUUAAAAUGGAAAGCAUUACAUUACUAUUACAUUACUUUUAAGUUACUCUCACCAAAAUAACUGUGCGAAGAUGCUAAACUUUUGUGCCGUAUAAUGGACUGAACCAGGACUGAACCGAGUACUGAACCAGGACUAAAUUAGGACGAAACCAAAACUGAACCAGAGCUGAACCAGGACUGAACCACAUCUAAACCAGAACUGAACCAGGACUAAACCACGUCUAAACCAGGACCAAAUCUGGACUAAUCUGGGACUAGGACUUGGAAUCUAAGACCACCCCUGAGAGAACCCCGAGUACGUGGAGCAGGGCGUCUACAAGGUGCGAUCGAGCGUUGGCUGCGGUUCGCCCCGUGGAGCGUAGAGUUCUACUUCGGUCCUUUCACCCACAAUUACCUGACGGUCUACGUGGGUGCGUCUCCAGCAUUUCACCGCUGCUGAUAUCGCAGUCAUUUUAGUGAAUUUGUAUGACCACUUAAAUCCAGGUUAAAAAUGCAUUAUAAUGCACGUUAUUCACAUUUGUACCAAGUAAAAUGUUACAUUUUUUUUCCCUGUAAUGCCGAACAUUACUGCGUUACAGCAAAAAGAAAUGCAUUACAGUAAUUCACAACUUUUAUAACACGUUACUCCCAACACUGUCAGCUGAGGAGGAGAAGGGAAGAGUGUUGGAGAAGGGAGGAAGAAGACAAACUGAGUGUGAGGCUGCUCUACCUCAGCCUACUCCCGCAUCCCGCUCACAAAUCCAAAGAGACCUGGAUCAAAGUCCGAAGCCAGGACUGGUGGAGCCCGAUCGUCCGGAUCAUGUGAGAAGGACGACACAACAAGCAUGAACUCAACCACCGACAUUAUUUUUAACAAGAAUAAACGGUUACAUGAUCCAGGAAUAAAUUCAUUCGGCUUUAAGGUCAGAAUAAACCAGCCACUUACUUAAUAAUCUUUUUUAUUAGGAAUUAAGUGUUUACAUGGUCUUUUUAAAGCAGAAUCAAUCUUUAUUCAGAAUUAAAUAAUUUUUAUUCGGAAUUUAAGCUCUAAUGUAAACGUAGCAUAUGUGCUCUUAUACUUGUUCUGAUACAGCUCGAGAUGAUUUUAUUUAGAAAAGGUUCUGUUCGAUACUAAAACUAAAAGUAGAUCCUCAUUUGAGCAAGUACUGAUACUAAAAAAGUCACAUUCAGAGACAGGCAGAAAUGAAGCUUUCCUGAAUAGUUUUAGAAUGAUGUUGAUCUGGAUCAGAACAAGUAGAAGACACAUAGACUAGUACACACACGGCAAGAAAAUACUAGAAUUUAAUGUUGAAAAUCACAUUCUAUUGUCUAAAUCACAUGUGGCGAGGCCAAGGCCCGCGGGCCACAUCCGGCCCGUCAAGCCAUUUUAUGUGGCCCACAAGGGGUUAAAAGGUAUAAUUUAUUAUUAUGUUGUGACUUUGUGCCACUACUACAUCUCCCACAAUGCACCACAGUUGUCUCCCGUGAAGUGACUGCAUCUCGCCACUAGAGAGGCCGAGAAAACUCAUCAAAUCUCCCCAAAAAUGUCCAAGAAAAGAAAAACUGACGCAGAAGGACAGUUAUUUCAUGAAUGUUACUGAAGGAGUAAUGUGAAUGUUUUAACUUAAACCUUUAAAUCAAAUCCAAUCUACUUUAUUUCUACAGCACAUUUCAUAAACAAAACAGUUUCCCAAGUGCUGCACAGUACAGAUAAAACAUGUCCAAUAGAAAUAUAAAGCUCUACUUAACUCUACUCGUCCUCAUUAAGACAAUAAAACUAGUCAAAUCAAUAAAAAGGUCAAAAACAUAAAAAUUUACAAAAUGAAUAAAUAUGAAAUGAAAAAUCAAAUUGACUUUUACAGAUUUGUAACAUACCGAUAUUACAGUUGGGCCUGGUCAAGCAGAAGUCAACAAGUUCAAAAAUUCAAGUUAAUGCAUCUGAUAUAAAAAUGUAUUGAACAGAUACAUAUGUACUCUAGUUUAUGAAACUGUUGACCUUUUUUCUGUACCAUUUUUGGUUCUAAAGUUCCAUCCGUUUUAAACAAACCAUGUAUGAAACAUGGAACAAAAAUAAUUUCCCAAAUUUCAAAGAUCUGCAAAUCAUGUCAAUAAAUGGAUGUAUUUCAUCAUAUCUUGUGUUAUUCCAUCUUUGAACUGUUGAUGAAGGUACAGGAUUUUUCAAAAAAAAUGUAUUUAAAAUGAUGAUAAUUAAUAAUAAUAAUUGCUUGGAAGGACUGACAUAUUUUACAGAAAUAGUUUCCUUUCAUUUUGAAGUAAUAUUAAAGUAUUCGGAAGAAAAAAGCGACAAAUUAUCUAAAAUCAUGCACCGUCUACUUGCUUGGACAUUUUUCCCUCCGUUACCAUGACCUUUCUUAAUAAAAAAUCUCAUGAGUCAAAAAGUAAGAGGUUUUUCAACCUAAUCUUGUACCAUAUGGUAGAAAACUAUAUGAAGCAAAUAUUCAAACCAGUUUGUUAAGGAUAUGGAAGUGAGAACCAAGAGUUAUCACUGUUUGGAUUUAUUGCCCAAAAAGUGCUGCAUAUUUCAUUCCCUCCGUUACCAACAUGAGUUUUUUAAAUUUUUUGUCAACAACUUGAAAGAAUAUCACAGGUUUAACUUGACCCUGUUGGAGUGUAACUCUUUCCUACAUUCUGAUACUUUACUUAUUUCAAUAGUCCCUCUAGUUUCUGAAAAAGAGACAUUUGAAUGUCAAAAAUCUGACCCUGUUUCCCUCCGUUACCACUUGACCAGACCCAGUUACAGUUGCAGUCUUAAAUUUACAACGGACCCUUUGACGACAAACAUGAUCCAAAUGUGGCCCUUGGUGAAAAUGAGUUUGACACCCCUGGUCUAAAUGUUAUUAUUAUUGCGGUAUCACAAGUCUGUCCCUUAGUACCAAAAUUUGAUAUAUUUCAUUAUUUAGAAUACUUUUUGUGAUUAAUGCUGCUUUAGGAUUAUUGUGUUCAACAUUAUAAUUUCUUGGACUUCAAGUUGUGUUACUGUGACAGCCCUUUUUCUAUGCUUUUAUUUUAUUUUAUUUUUGGUGUCAGGGUUUGGGGGUAUCACCAUUAAAACAACAACACAUGACCAUGUUUUGAAUGGCACUGUGGACUGCUAAAGAGAAUGGCUUUGUGUGUUAGGUUCUUAUGACAUAUUUAUAUGAAACUGAGCUUUGUACUUUUAGCCAUGUUAUAAUGGUUGUCCGUCAUUAUCUAUGUUGUUGUAUUUGUUUAUAGUUGUAUUGAUCAUCCAUUGAUUCAUCUAUGUUGGAGAAUUCCUGUAUUGUCCAGCAUUUCAGAAUUGAGCGCUCAAAAAAAUCCACUUCUCUGUACAUACUUGUGAUUAAUUAUAAAUUUCAGACUCAGGGUCAUACAUGAGGCUUUUAGAAAUGUCUCAUAACUUUUUAUUGUACUUUUUAUUACCUUUUUUGUGUGUAUUUGUGUGUGUGUAUGUUUACUGAA